UUCUGCUUUCCUUCAUUCCUAGGAAGUGAAGCACAUGACCCGAGCCAGCUGAUGUCCAAUACUCGUGCAAAGUUCUGUGCGCUCCGAGUAGAUUAGCGACUUGAGGGGCGGUUGGACUUUUGAUGCUGGAGAUCGGCUACAGUGACUAACCACUUUUGAUACAGCAGGUCUUGGCUUGGCAAUAGCGAAAUGGCCACAGAGAAACAUCGUAAAGGCUAUCGAGUUGGAAUACAGCAACAAGGCUGACAGCGCUUUCUGAUUUUGACGUUAUUUUGAAAUGGAACAGCGGACACAGGACCCAGUGGGAGAGGCUGUGACGAGGGUCAACAGAGAGACCGGGGAGCUGAGUGCGUCCGGGGAGUUGGCUCUUCCAGUCCAGACGGCAGAUAAGCUGGAGGGGGCUGAGGACCUCCGGGCCCCACGGGGGCCGCUGCUGAAGGCUCUGACCCAACAGUUACACGAGCUGAGGACUGCUGCUGGGCCCGGCCCCGACCACAGCCAACGGGAGCGCCUCCUGGAGGCCCUGGCUCUCUACAGACAGCUCGGUGGGGCUGGCGUCCGGGCCGAGGGACUGGACCUCAGCGGGCUCCGUGCGCUCGCGUCUGAAGCCGCGGUGCUGGACAUCAACAGCCGACUGACUGAGAAACCCGCAGAGGAGGCUCGUCACGAGGUGGUGGAAUUCUUCCAGAAGGUCGCUCCUGAGGCAGACACCCCAGCCAGAGCCAACCCAGGGUGGCUCCUCCUGGACUCCCUGCAGUCUCUGCUGGCCGCGGAGAGCUCGGAUGUCUUGUCGAGGAUCAAGCCGGACCUCCCAGCUGCGCUGGUGAAGUGUCUCUAUCUGCUGGUGUGCCUCCCAGCCAGGAACAACAGCGCUCCCAAGGAAGAGACCUUCCAGGACCUUCUAACACAGGUGCUCCUGCAGCUCUGCAGGGCGCCCGCGUGCGUGGAGACGAUGGUGGACACCCAGGAGCUGCAGUGUCUGAUGAUCGGCCUGACGUCUCUCUGGGACCAGACCAGCGGGCCCUGGAGGCUCCAGGCCUCCCGCGUGCUCAGGGCUGUGUCGGCCGCACGGCCACGCAACAUCGUCCCGGCCCUGCAAGCCAGGAACAGCGUGAGGCUGUGCCUCCACAACCUGCAGGUGAUCCUGGCGGAGGUCCCGGGCCCGCUGCUGGCCGAGGUGGCCGUGGCCGUGCUGGGCUUCGUGGCGGACAGCUACCCCCUCAGCCCCGCCCUGUUCCUGGAGUUCGAGGCCAACGGCGGCUACGUGGCCAUCGAGAACAUCCUCAGGCGUUGUGAGUCGGGUGUGAGUGCGGACCAGUUCCAGCCGGUGGAAGACCUGCUGUCGCUGGUGGCGUCCCUCACGCUGUGUGGGAAGGCGGAGAUCAAGGUGGCCCUGUGCGUCAGCAACCCCCAACCCCCGGGCUUCAAGUUUGACCCCCCACUCACUAAAGGUUCUGAGGUGAAGAACCUCCAGGCCUUCAUGCUGCUGCAGGGCUCCAUGCUGCGGUCGGAGGACGCGGCGCUGGGCUGCGCCGUCCUCCGGACCGUCAGGAGGAUCUGGGAAUGGAGCCAGGCCAACUUCUUCCUCCUGGAGUGGAGCCUGCAGCCGCUGGCCCAGUUCGCCUCCUGUGUCUGGAGGAAGCCCGCGCCGGUCCACGCGCUGUUCUUCUCUCUGCUGGAGAUGGUCAUAUUUCAGCUGAACUACAUCCCCCACGAGACCUUGCGGGCCUUGCUGGCGGUGCUGAACCAGAGCUGGACCGGGGCGCUCGUGUCCGGAGGGGAGUUCCAGCUGGCUGCUCUCAGCUGUUUCCACGGCCUGGCUGUGAGGAGCGGCCUCCUGGCCGAUGUCCUGAGUGAAGGAGGUCUGCUGGAGCACCUCCUGGGAGAACUACGCCGGAGAGCCAAGAUCCUGAGGAAGGCCGGUGUGGCCCCGGCCGCCCCAACAGGGGACCUGAAGCCUUCGUCGUGCGUGGAGGAGGGUGAGACGGCGCUCACCGGCUGCAUGCUGGAGGUGGUGGCUUCCUUUACGCUGCGCUCGGUCCGGAACACAGUCACGGUGCGGGACCGGGGCAUGCUCCCGUACAUUAAGAUCUUCGUGGACGCCGAGCGGUACCGGGCCCCCACCCUCAGCAUCCUGGAGCAGCUGGCGGAGGUGAACCCCGAGGAGUUCAUGAGCACGGCCGUCGGCGCGCUGUGCUCGUCCACGCAGCAGGAGCUCGGCCUGAAGAGGGACCUGCUGCAGUCGGUGCUGAGGGUGAUAGAGAGCCCCCACAGCUGGGAUGCCUUCAGGCGGGCGGGGGGCUUCACCGGGCUGCUGUCCCUGGCGGUGGACAUGGAGGGGGCCCUCUGCCACCCCCCCCAGGGCCCCGUGUGGGACAGCCUGAACCAGCAGGCCGCCCUGGACAUCCUCCUCUCCACCCUCCACAUCCUGGCGCUGGCCGUGUGCCUCCACCCCGUCAGCGCGCACCACUUCCACACCGGCGGCUUCUACGAGAAGCUGGCCGACGCCCUGCUCCAGCUGGGCUGCUUCCAGAGGGCGCGGCCCGGCCCAGGGGCCCGCCGGCGGCCUGGGCGCCGCUCCCCUGACGCCCCAGAGUACAAACCCUCCCGCGGGGUCAGCUUCCAUAAGUUUGUCGAGCUGGCGGAAAAACCCGCAUCUGCUCCUUCUUCUUCUUCUUCUUCUUCUUCUUCUUCGUCUCCUCCCGCGGCCGGGGGGGCGGGGCCCGUCCUGCCCCCCACUCUGCGGACCUGCCUCAGGCUGCUCUCCUCCCUGGACCAGUUCGCCACGGGGACGUACUGCGCUCCGGAGGCGGCGCCGGCGCCGGAGGCCGAGGUCAAGCCGAGGGACGGGGAGGUCAAAGGGCAGGCGGGGACGGACACGCUGAACGGCGGCCCGGAGACAGGCGGGACGUCCCAGGACCACGGCGCCGGGUGGCCCAGACGCCCCAGCACGUCCCUGGUCUGCUCCGAGUCCCAGCUAAGGUUGACCUGCGACCAUACCAUCGUUAACCCUGGGGCCAUCCGGGUUAUCAUCAGCCUCCUGCCCUCCAUAUUCACCCCAGAGGACCCUGAGCUCUCGAUGGAGGUCCAGUACUCGGUGGCCCAGCACAUCCAGGCCAUGGUCAAGUCGGAGCGCAACCGGCAGGUCAUGUGCGAGGGGGGGCUGGUCUCCACCCUCCUGGCCCACUGCGGUGGCAUACUGCUGGAUACCCUCCACCCGCUCAGCAUGCCCAUCACGCGCAUCCUGGAGAAGCUGGCGUCGCAGGCCAUCACGCUGCCCGACUUGAGGGCUUUCCUGUGUUUAGGGGACCCUCUCGUGUGUUUGAAGGAGAAAACGGCCAGAAUCUCUUCCAAGGAGCGUCAUGUGCCUCCUCAGUCUACCUCAAACGAGGCGGACGCGCCCGGCUCCCCCGGCGCCGCCCCGGCCGGCCAGGCUCUGCAGCGCUCCUUCAGCCUGCUGAGCUCGCCGUCCGAGGGCUGCACGCUGCCCCUCCACCACAUGGUCAGCCUGGUGUCCAUGACCUCGCCGCGCAGCUCCAGACCGCACCGGCUGUCCUCCUCGCCCGCCUUCGUGGAGUUCGACAUGACCGAGAGCGGAUACGGCUGCCUGUUCCUGCCCUCGCUGGCCACAGUGAAGGGAGUGAACGCCGACGCCAUCCCGACAGGAGGAGUGGGAGGAGAGUGCCGCGGGUUCCCCCCGGCGGCGGGCCUGUCCUACUGCUGCUGGUUCCAGAUCAUCCGCUUCAGCUCCGCGUGCGACUCCCACCCCGUCCGCCUGCUGAGCGUGGUGCGCCACAUGUCGCGCUCGGAGCAGCAGUACGUCUGUCUGUCCGUCUCCUUCUCGGCCCACGACGGAUGCCUGGUCGUCUCCACGGAGGAGGAGGCCUUCACCUUCCUCGACAUGAUGGAGCCGGAUGUGACCACGCCCACCUCCCUUCCUGUGUCGGUGCGACUCCGCUGCCCCGGGGCGCUGACCCCAGGUCAGUGGCACCACCUGGCCGUGGUCCUGGCCAAGGACCUCAAGAAGAGCUGCAAGCUGAACGCCUACCUCAACGGCAAGCCUGUUGGGUCGGCCAAGAUGCGCUACGUCCAGCCGUUCCCGGGCAGCCUCGUCUCCAUGGACCCCGCGGCGGUGGUGGACGUGUGCGCGUUGAUCGGAACGCCGUCGGUCUGGAAGGAGCACGCGGCGCUGGUGUGGCGCGUGGGGCCCGCGUACCUCUUCGAGGAGGUCCUGAGUCCGGACGCCGUGGGCAGCGUCUACGCCCAGGGCACGGGUUACCUGGGCAACUACCUGGCCCUGGAGAACACUGGGCCCGAGGCCGAGGCUGUGACCCCGCCCCUCAGGCUUGUCACCGAGGAGAGGAUCUCGUUUGGCAUCAAUCCAGCUGUUACCACGGUGACCACCGUCGCGCAAAUCAGGGAUGACUUUAACGAGGUGGACGGCAGACUCAUCGCCAAAGAGAUAGGAAUAGCGUCCAGGGACCAAUCGACCCCCGUGCUGCUGGUCCAGAACAUCAGCCAGCACCUCAACGGCACGGCCCGCACCAUCGGCGCGGCGCUGGUGGGACGCUUCGGCACGCGGACGUUCAGCCCCACCAGCGCCUCCGACGGCUUCCUGUACGCCGGCGGGCCGCAGGUGAUCCUCAGCCUCAUCGCCAUGGCGCCCGACGACGGCUCGCUGUACGCCGCGGUGAAGGUUCUCGUCUCCGUGCUGGAGACCAACGGCGUCAUGCAGCAGGAGAUGAGCCGCAUCAGCGGAUACCAGCUGUUGACGUUCCUGCUGAAGAUGAAGGGCAGUAUGGUCAGCGGGAGAACGCUCCAGCUGGUUCUGUAUCUCUGCCGCUACGUGGAGCAGGGCCCCGGGUCGGACUACCUCUACAGCGCAGCGGCCUUCAGAUCUCUGCUCUGUAACUUGGAGAUGUGGCACAACUCCGCUAAUAAUCUGGACCUGUCGGUGCUCAGUCACUUAGAUGACAUCUUAAAGGCCUCAAGUGGGGAUCGGGCUGUGGUCAUGCGUGGUGAAGGCCUGCUGCAGAAGCUUCUCUUCCUGCUCUGUGACCCCGCUGUCACCGUUAGAAAAGUCAAGCUCGUCACGGGCAUCAUCACACGUCUCCUCAGGGAACACUUUGCAACCGGAGACAUAUCCAGACUCGGGCUCUUCCUGGUCUACAGCCUCCCGCCCCCCCGAUCGUCAGAGAGCUGUGAUUGGAGCUCUGACAGUGGGGUCCUUGAAAAGGACAUAGCAAGCCCUUCUCUGAUACGGAACCAGCUGUUACUCUCCCUCUGUGAACUCAUCUCAGACAACUCUCUGAAUGUAGAGCAACAGGAGAGCCUGUUCCUAACGCUGGGCCAUGAUUGGUUCCUGCUGUUCCUGCAGCCGCACCUGCACCCCUCCACGGUGCAGCUGGGUCUGGUGCUGCUCAGCCACCUGCUGGCCCACCCCAGCCAGCUGGACGGCUUCAGGGAGGGGGUGCUGGCCGGCCCCCUCACAGAGCGCCCGGAGGAGCCCCUCGCCCUCAUGGACAACCUGCGGGCCCAGUCCUCGUCCUACGAGUGCGUCUGCGCCACCUGUCCAGGCUUCGACGUCCUGCAGAGCCUGCUGGUCGGCCACGCCCACCUGCCCCAGGUGUACGGGGCGCUGGCCGCGCUGCUGCUGGGGAAGAAGGCCCGCCACGCCCCCGAGGGACAGCAGACGCUGGACGACAUCCUGCAGGCGGUCAUGGACGACCCAGCAGGGGCCAGUGGACAGCAGCUGUGUCCCGAGGCUGCUGAGAUGCUGCUGGAGCUGGUGAAGGUCGUCAUGACCCUGCCCAUCCAUUCUCUGGGCGACCAGUCACCGGGCCCUGUUGCACCCUGGGAGUUGCAGUUUCCCGGGAGUGUGAUGCAGUUCCUCUGUCUGCUCCAUAACCGCAGACCCAAAGACCCUCUGUGGUCGUCUGCAGAGUUCCUCCACACACUGGCGGGCGUUGUGUUCCCCGUCGAUGUCCCUGAGCACGGGGGUGAACCCCACGAGGUCUCCCCUCAUGGGGGGGGCGAGGAGGAGUGGGACAACGGGAUCCAUCCCACCAGGAAGCAGGUGUGUGACUUCAUCCGCAUCCUGUUGAUGGACAGCCUGCUGAACGUCCCCGCGAGCCCCCAUAGCACACACCCCGUGCUGCUGCUACUGGAGUUUUCCCCUGCAGGCGCGUCCCUGGACCAGAGGCAGAGCUUCCAGACGGAGCUGCAGGAGUUCCUCAUGGAGAUCAUCUACAUGGUCAGCAGCGAGGAGGAGAACCCCACCCACCUCCACCCACAAGACACGUCGAUGGCCGUACUGAUGGAGAACGUGGUGGUCUUCGGGAGGACCCUGGUGCAGCAGCUCUAUGGGGGUAUGUUCCUGGGAGAGCCGGAGAACCUGCUCGACUUCCUCGCUGACCAGAUUGUCGUGGCCCUGGAGAAGGGCCAGUCCCACCGCGAGAAGACCGUGUCGGCCCUCUACUCCUGCACAAACAAGGUCCUGCUCUACUUCCUGUCUCACCCGCAGCGCUCGCAGUCGGAACAGGAAGUUGUCAUCAAAACACUGCAAGCCCUGACCUCGCGCUGGGACGUGCUCAUGGCGACGUACAACGGCAACGUGUCCUUCAUCACCUGCGUCCUCUACUGUCUGCAGCUGAUACAUUCCGGCAGCUACCCCGAAGGUUUCGGCUGCGAGGUCCAGACCAGACACAAGAGGAGACGCAGGCUGUUUUCACAGGUGUUUCAUUUUAACAGCAAACGCGCCGCAGCGCUGCGCGGCCAGCGAGCGGACUCUGACCCAGCUGGAAGCGCUCUUCUGUGGUUGGUGCAGACCUGCUGGUGUAAGGUCAUGACGGAGAGGCAGCACUUCCUGGAGGAGGCCUACAAGAUCGAGAUCUCGGCCAAUCAGACGACGGGGCCGGAGCCCCCCGGCGUCGGCGACGUCAGCCCCUUGUGGGAGGAGACUAUGAACAAAGCCUGGCAGAUCUACACGGGUCAGAGCCACGAUGAGGGCCCAUGUGGGGCUCAUACACACCUACGCUGAGCGGAGGAAGCUGAGCAGCGUGCAGCAGAGGAAGCCGGGGCUGAUCAGUACGGCGGUCCGCUCUGUGCUGAGCCGCCUGGGGAGGGGGGCCGCCUCCGUACAGGUAGCGCACGCACGCG
Molecule: messenger RNA, 7158 nt
Organism: Gadus macrocephalus (Pacific cod)
Lineage: Eukaryota; Metazoa; Chordata; Actinopteri; Gadiformes; Gadidae
Gene: wdfy4
Product: WDFY family member 4
Exons: 41
Coding region: 278-7039 (2253 amino acids)
Source: RefSeq, a predicted model, not a curated record